UUUAAAGGAAAAUAAACAAUGCAGCCUUAUUGUUGGAAGCAGGCUUUUCAUUUCAAAAUUCAAUUGAUGAAUUGAUGUUUUAUUUAUGUUUGAUUUUCUCAGCCUGUUUGUUCGAUUGUCACAUGGACCUAUUUGAUAAUAAUGACUUAUUUCCCUUGUAAAUAAUUAAAAAAAUAUUUACAUUUUGUUAUUAAAACUAUAAAUUUACAAAAUUUUUAUCGCAAUGAAUUUCGUUCCUUGUUUGACCUGGGUUGCAAAGGGAAUUGCUAAGUCAGUUCCAGAUAAGCUUCAAUUGUCUCCUGAAGAACUGAAAAGUCUUAUAAGUGAUACUAAAGAACUGCAGAGAAAAGUUGAAGAUGAUGAUGCUUCUGAGUCUGAUGCUACUUGUGAUGAACAUGAAGACAUUGCUGAAGAAACUGAGACUUUAAAUGAUGAAGAGGACGUAGUUGAAAAAGAGGAGGACUUUGACAAAAGAUAUAAUUUAGAUUCAUAUGAUAAUGAUGGAGAAGAUCAGCCAUUUAUGAAUAUUUCUGAUGUUGCGACAUUUAUUGACAACAAAGAAGACACUUAUAUAACAGAUCAUGAUGCUGUUAAAGAAGAUGAAAAUGAUGAUGAAGAGGAUUUCAUUAUAAAAGACAGUGAUAAUUUGCUCCUUGUUGGACACAUUGAAGAGGAAAGCUCUGUUCUAGAAGUUCAUGUGUAUAAUAAAGAGGAAGAUGCGUUCUAUGUUCAUCAUGAUAUUGUUUUGCCAGCUUAUCCAUUGGCCUUAGAAUGGUUAGAUUUCAGUCCAUCAGAUGAAGAAAAAGGUAACUAUGUUGCUGUUGCUGACAUGACACCAGUCAUCAAAAUUUGGGACUUAGAUGUUGUGGAGAUUUUAGAACCAGAUUAUUGUUUAGGCAAAGAGCUGAAGGAAAAUAAGAUGGAGAAAAUAAAACGGAAAUAUCACACUGAUGCAGUUAUCAGCCUCUGUUGGAAUAAACAUACAAGAAAUAUUCUGGCCAGUGGUUCAGCCGACUCCUCUAUUAUUCUAUGGGAUCUUCAGGAAGGUAAACCACUAAAGAAACUUGACUUGCAUGAUAAUAAAGUAAUUUUCUUUCAUUUAUUUAUUUUGUAAUUUACACUUAUGAUUAAAUU
Molecule: messenger RNA, 1134 nt
Organism: Parasteatoda tepidariorum (common house spider)
Lineage: Eukaryota; Metazoa; Arthropoda; Arachnida; Araneae; Theridiidae
Gene: nclb
Product: PWP1 homolog no child left behind
Biological process (GO): rRNA processing
Cellular component (GO): nucleus
Molecular function (GO): protein binding
Source: RefSeq, a predicted model, not a curated record